GGAAGCGCAUGCGCUGUAGGCCGAACGGUCCUGUAACCGGACCCUGACCCUCGAGUAGGUCUGGGGGUUAGGGUUCUUCGGUGAAAUUGCUGCCAUCUAGUGCCCUCGUGGAUUAAAUUCAUCUCCAGGGUAAUCGCUGGGAUAAGUAACCUCAAAGUAUUAUUUAAAGGCUUCACAAAAAUUGUCCUUCAUCAAGCUUUCACCUACCUGGAACCUCUUGGUGCAGCUACUCACAACCACCCUUCUUCCCAUUGAUGUACUUGAGCUUUUCUGCUAUGACGGUUUGUUCCUGAAGGUGGGCAAGCCCUGAGCACUUCUGCAGAAAGAAGAAUAAUUGCUUCAUGUUGGAUCCUUCUAAUUAAGUUAACCCUCGGCGUGUUGCUGCCCUCCAUCCAGCAAGAGGAUCAAAGUCAUUUUACUGCACAGAUGGCAUGAAUGUCCUGUUUAUAGUUGUGGAUGACCUACGUCCUGUUUUGGGUUGUUAUGGAGAUAACCUUGUGAAAUCUCCAAACAUUGAUCAACUUGCUUCCCAAAGUAUUGUGUUCAGCAAUGCAUAUGCACAGCAAGCUGUUUGUGCACCAAGUAGAGUGUCAUUCCUUACUGGACGCAGACCUGAUACUACCCGGCUGUAUGACUUCUACUCCUACUGGAGAGUGCAUUCAGGAAACUAUUCCACAAUGCCCCAGUAUUUCAAAGAGAAUGGCUACGUGACCAUGUCUGUGGGGAAAGUUUUUCAUCCUGGAAUUUCAUCCAAUUACAGUGAUGACUAUCCAUACAGCUGGUCCAUUCCACCCUUUCAUCCUUCUACUGAAAAAUAUGAAAACGAUAAGACCUGCAGGGGAAAAGAUGGAAGACUUUAUGCUAACUUGGUGUGCCCGAUAGAUGUGACAGAAAUGCCUGGUGGUACUCUGCCUGAUAUUGAAACCACUGAAGAGGCCAUACGCUUACUGAAUGUUAUGAAAACCAAGAAGCAAAAAUUCUUCCUAGCUGUUGGUUACCAUAAGCCACAUAUCCCUUUGAGGUAUCCACAGGAAUUUCUGAAGUUGUACCCCCUGGAAAACAUCACAUUAGCCCCAGAUCCCUGGGUGCCUGAGAAACUACCUCCUGUGGCAUACAACCCCUGGGUGGACAUCAGACAGAGGGAUGAUGUGAAAGCAUUAAAUGUUACUUUCCCUUAUGGACCACUUCCGGAUGACUUCCAGAGGCUGAUUCGUCAGAGCUACUAUGCAGCAGUUUCUUACCUGGAUAUGCAGGUUGGCCUGCUUUUGAAUGCCUUAGAUUAUGUAGGACUCUCAAAUAGCACAAUAGUAGUUUUUACUGCUGAUCAUGGAUGGUCCCUGGGAGAACAUGGUGAAUGGGCAAAAUACAGCAAUUUUGAUGUUGCUACGCAAGUGCCACUGAUGUUUUAUGUACCAAGAAUGACAACUUCCUCUGCUAGUCAAGGAGAGAGAGUCUUCCCCUACCUUGAUCCCUUUAGCCAUAUUGUAGGCUUGGUACCACAAGGACAAAGAAAAAAAAUGGUAGAGCUUGUCUCUCUCUUUUCAACGCUUGCUGAACUUGCUGGCCUGCAGGUUCCUCCUGCGUGCCCAGAGACUUCAUUUCAUGUUGCACUGUGCACUGAGGGGGCAAGCAUUGUCCGGUAUUUUAAGUCCUCUGAACAGAAGGUACAGAAGAAGGAGAAUGGUUGUAAUGACACUAACAAGUAUUACAGUGAAGAGCCUGUUGCGUUCAGCCAGUAUCCCCGGCCUGCAGACACUCCACAGUGGGACUCUGACAAGCCAAAGCUAAAAGACAUCAGAAUCAUGGGCUAUUCCAUGCGUACAAUUGACUACAGAUAUACUGUAUGGGUUCAGUUUAAUCCUGAGAACUUUAGUGCUGACUUUGAGGAUGUCCAUGCAGGAGAGUUAUAUAUGAUGGAGACUGAUCCAAACCAGGAUAAUAACAUCUAUAAUAAUACCUUGCAUGGUCAUCUUUUCAAAAAAAUUGUUGACUUCCUGAAGCAUUAGGCAUCAGGAACUUUGUGUGGAGUACUUCCUUUGUUUGGUAUGACGCCUUUCUGUUGUGCAGAAAGCACAUGAACCGAAUUAAAAUAAUAUUUGUAUAAAAACACCA
Messenger RNA from Gallus gallus (chicken), 2112 nucleotides. RefSeq names its product iduronate 2-sulfatase (gene IDS). The record is from RefSeq and is a predicted model, not a curated record. The coding region runs from base 432 to 2006 and encodes 524 amino acids. Gene Ontology annotation, molecular function: iduronate-2-sulfatase activity. The transcript has 11 exons. Lineage: Eukaryota; Metazoa; Chordata; Aves; Galliformes; Phasianidae.